Lepidothrix coronata (blue-crowned manakin) is the source of this 3449-nucleotide messenger RNA. RefSeq names its product tRNA selenocysteine 1 associated protein 1 (gene TRNAU1AP). Gene Ontology annotation, molecular function: tRNA binding. The transcript has 14 exons. The coding region runs from base 64 to 909 and encodes 281 amino acids. Gene Ontology annotation, cellular component: nucleus. NCBI's taxonomy places the organism in Eukaryota, Metazoa, Chordata, Aves, Passeriformes, Pipridae. The record is from RefSeq and is a predicted model, not a curated record. Gene Ontology annotation, biological process: selenocysteine incorporation.
GGCCGGGCCGGGAGGCGGAACGCGCGGCCCCGCUGAACCCGCCGCGGGGCCUGCGGGAGCAGCAUGGCCGCCAGCCUGUGGAUGGGGGACCUGGAGCCCUAUAUGGAUGAAAACUUUGUUUCAAGAGCCUUUGCCACCAUGGGAGAGCUUGUACUGAGUGUAAAAAUCAUUCGAAACAGGUUGACAGGAAUUCCAGCAGGCUAUUGCUUUGUAGAAUUUGCAGAUCUAGCUACUGCAGAGAAAUGUUUACACAAAAUCAAUGGAAAGCCGCUUCCUGGUGCUACACCGAUUGUACUUAAGAAGUUUUCUUUUGAUCUCUUCAGUCCAGAAUAUUCCCUUUUUGUGGGAGACCUGACUCCUGAUGUGGAUGAUGGGAUGUUAUAUGAAUUUUUUGUUAAAGUUUAUCCAUCGUGUAGAGGUGGAAAAGUUGUUUUGGACCAGGCAGGAGUAUCCAAAGGUUACGGGUUUGUGAAGUUCACAGAUGAGCUGGAGCAGAAGAGAGCACUGACAGAGUGUCAGGGAGCUGUGGGGUUGGGCUCCAAACCCGUGCGAUUGAGUGUGGCUAUACCAAAAGCUAACCGCGUGAAACCAAUGGAGUACAAUCAGAUGUACAACUACAACUACAACCAGUAUUAUCAACAGUAUCACAACUACUACGCCCAGUGGGGGUACGACCAGAACACGGGCAGUUACAGCUACAGUUACCCCCAGUAUGGCUACACACAGAGCACCAUGCAGACAUACGAAGAAGUUGGGGAGGAUGCACUGGAAGAUCCCACGCCUCAGUUAGACGUCCACGAAGCGAACAAGCAGUUCAUGGAGCAGAGCGAAGAGCUGUACGAUGCCUUGAUGGACUGUCACUGGCAGCCUUUGGACACUGUCUCCUCAGAGAUCCCAGCUGUGUUAUAGCCUCGUUGCUGAGGCACUGUGGCUGUGGAAUAUCCCACCAGUGCACUCCGGACUGAUCCGCCGGAUCCCGCGGGAUCAGAGGUGGCCCUUUCCCCACCCAGGCCUGGGACUCGGAGUACAGGAGGACUGUGGCCCUUUUCCUGUACAGAACAAGUGUCGUAGGAGCAUCAUGGUAACCUUGAUUCAUGGUGAAAAUUAGAACUGCAACAGGUUUAUUCCUUUUUGUCUUGAAAUGAACUCCUGAUACUUGUUGGGAAUUGUAAUUUAUAAACUUUCGACGAGGUGGCACAGGGGAGAGACUCUACCCCAUCCUACAAUAAAAAAGUUGGUCUUUUAAGUACAAAUUACCCCUUGCAUUUUGGUUCCUGCCCAUUUUGGUUCUUUCUGUUUGGCUGCCCAUUCAACUUGUCUCCAGCCAUUUGGCCCAACACUUGUGAAUGUGUUACUUUUAAAAAGAAAGAUCAUUGUUGGAUGCCACUGAAAGGUCUCCAAAGGUUUCUAGUGACUGGGUAAGGUUGCUGUAACUUGAGCACGGGAUGAAAACUUGUGUUCUGGUUAAGCUAAGCUGUGAUCAUGAGCUAGAAAGUUUGGUGUUCUUAAACAACCUACCUGAAGAGCACUUUGGAGAGAAAAGACAGAAAGGAGUGUUAGAAAACUACAGACCAAUGCCUUUUACCUGGUGAUCUCUUGCACACCUGACUUGCUUCUCCACCUGUGUGUGAGGAAAUAAUUCCCCAUCAGCCAAGCAGUUUAAAAACACUUUAACCAGCAACCAUAUUUAAAUGUUAUUUUGUGUAUCAUGCCUUUAUUUUUUUAUUGGUCUCGUUAAUGUUGAGAUUUUGUAGCGUCUUCCACUGUCCUGCCAGAGGGAAACAGAAGAUCUUGCAGCAAAAAACGGGUCAGAGCAAUCUCACUGAUAUAUUGUGCAACAAAUUGUUGUGAACCUGGAAAGCAGUUUUCUACUGGAUGUUGUAUGAGCUGGGUGGACAAGCAAUAUAAAUAAGCUGAUAUUAUGUUGCAUUAGAGGUGAAAGUGAAAAUAAUAGCACUUAUGUACGUAUUACAAGCCCUUUUCAGGCUUUUGUGCCUUAAACUCUUGGAGAAAUAGGAACAGAGAAACUACCUGUAAUAAAUGUCUAUCCAAGGAAUAGUUUGGUAACUGAAAUUGCUGCUGCCGAGCGUUUCGUUGCCUCCCUGCCCAUGUUGAUGCAGAGAUUUGCCACAAGAUUUAAAUACUUUGAUAAAGCUACUUCUACUACACCUUUGUUUGUGUCCAUAAUUAUGAUCUAUUUGUCAGUCUGUGGUUUUUUCCUUAACAACUGCACCUGGGGAUGCGAGGGACUGGAGUUAAGUUUUCCCUGACCGAGUGGAGCUGGAGGACUGCUGGACUCCUGCCUUCUCAUCUGCUGUGAAUUAUCCCUCCUGCUGUGCCCCUAACUGUGCUGCUGCCAAUGUCCUCACCUUCAGAUCCUCUGAAUUUGAGGAAAGGAAUGUGCCCUGUGUGUUCUGGGAGUUUCAGAGGCGGCAGAAGUGGAAGAGAGCAGAGCUUUUAUAUCUUCUGCUCAGCUCAGAGCAGCCCCUCUUCCUGGGAAGUUCAGUGGAGUGGCAUUUCAGAGCUCCCGGCCGUUAUUGCAGCGUCUGAAGCACAGAAGAGGCUUUUAUGUGGAGCUCCAAAACAGCCCAUCACCUGGAAUUUGUAGGGUUUGUGCUUUGGAAUCCAAGUCAAACAGAGUGUGGGAUUUUUUUUUUCUCCUGGGUGGCUACAGGAAAAGCCUGGAUUAAUUACCAUUUAGUGUCACAUGGGAUGAAAGACAAGGACUCCGUGUAGUAAGGGCUCAGGCAGGGAGCAUUCCUGGGCUUUUCCAGCUGAUUUCCCACGGUGGCUGUGCCUUCAGCACCUGCAGCUGUUCCAGCACUGCCUUCCAACCCUUUGGCAGGUGCUCCCACUUUAAAUCCUUUCCAUGGAUUAUGGAUCACGAGCCAGGAGUCUGACAGAGCAUCCUGGUGAUCCCGGAGUGUGGGAUGGCUGGUGGCAGCCUCGCUCUGGCAGCAUUCUGCAGGAUUCCUGGGUGUUUCAGAGCUCUCCUGCCUGAUGGAUAGACCCCAGGAAUUACUCACUGAGAGAGAAUGAGAGCUUGUGAACCCUCUCCCAGGGGGUCUGAUUUGCUUCCUGUGGGCCUGAGUUGUGGGGAAGCUGCAGCGUGGAGCAAGUCUAAGCAGAGCGUGGAGCUGAAUUGAGCCCAUUCCUGAGGGGUUCGUUGCCAUGUGGUACUUUACCAGUCCUCCAGCAGUGGGAGCUCUGCAGAGCCAGAUCCCGGCUCCUUCUCGAGCCGUGAGCUUCUCCGGGCAGGAUCCACUCCUGGGCUCCACUCACCCACAUUGCAGGGACAGGGAACUGCUUUGGCUCCGGGUGCUGCUCAAGAUCCUGUUCUGACACUGCGUGGAAGAGCAGUCCCUUCUGUGGGGUUUCCUCAGGAGUGGAGUUAUUUAAUAUUAGUGGAUAUUAAAUCUUGGAGGCUCAAUAAACACAAUUGUUUGAAA